UCUUCCUAGGCUAUAAAUUUGCUGCUAUUGUAUCUUGGUUUUUGAACUGCAGCACGACACUACAGCCUUCACGCUACGGUCUUCACUCCACAGCCUCCAUACCUAGGUAUCAAACCACACACCACCACACACCACCACACACCACCACACAAUACCACACAAUACCACAACACAACUCCACAACACAACCCCACCAAAAUGCCAACCUUCUCCCAAACCUUCUCCUCAACCUCCAGCACCAUAAACGGCCGCACCACAUCCCGCACCCACGCCUCCGUGACCGACAGCACCGGUACGCGCGUGCACACCACGAGCCAGGACGCCGGCCAGCCGCUGCGGGAGGAGUCGUAUCAGGUUGAUGGGCGGGGGAGGAGGGUUGAAGGCGGGGGCGGGGGUGGGGGAGGUGCGGGGAGAAUUGAAGGUGCGGGCAGGAUCGAGGAUGUGACGGAUGCGGAGGCGAAGAGGGAGGAGAUGGAGCGGCAGAAGGAGAAUGAUAGGUUGUAUGAGGAGAGGAUGGAGGAGGAGUAUGCUAAGCGGGAGGGUGGUGCUUAGGGGGAGUGUGGGAUUUAGGGGAGUGUGGGAUUUAGGGGUGUGGGGUUUAAGGGAGUGUGAGGUUUCUUACUGAGGUCUAAGUUCGUACUGUGUUGAUGCUGUGGUCUAGCAUGUACAAGUCACGAUGUUCAAUUUCCGUCUGC
Messenger RNA from Boeremia exigua, 695 nucleotides. RefSeq lists its product as uncharacterized. The record is from RefSeq and is a predicted model, not a curated record. NCBI's taxonomy places the organism in Eukaryota, Fungi, Ascomycota, Dothideomycetes, Pleosporales, Didymellaceae. The coding region runs from base 199 to 552 and encodes 117 amino acids. The transcript has a single exon.